AUGUACUGUGUUAUAUAUUAUAGAAAGGCUAGUAUGUUGGUGGCUGUGGUAUACACACCACAAAUAGUUUGUACUGAGGUGAAGAUGGUCAGCAGGCAGAAGUUUGAACUUGUAUAUGUUAAACAUGCUUUCCAUGAGGACACCGAUAUGUUAUGGUCUUUUGUAGCGUUUUUGGUCAAAGGCAAGCACUUGUUGCUAGUAAUACGUCUCUGUGAGAUUCGAACUCACGCUCUUCCAACCAAGGUUGGAAAAACACCUGUCAAGCCAACUAAAAAGUCAACUAUAGACCGAGACGGAGGGAAGAAAUCGAAAGACAAGGGCGAACUUCACUUUUUUAGGCAACGAAGACCGCGUUCAGUCAAAAACUCAUUGAACAAGCACAUCUUCGCGAAAACAGGAUCAGAACACCGAUCACGAGAGAGUGGAGGCUUGAAUAAAGCUAACAGCCAGCAAGAAGUAGACCAGUACAUCAUGACAGUCAGACCAAACUCUAUACUGACUCUCCUACUUGGGCUCAAUAAGCGUCCCAACUUGUUAAAUCAGUCAUACCCCAGACAUAUGGAUGCCUAUCGCACGGGUUGA
Phycomyces blakesleeanus NRRL 1555(-) is the source of this 582-nucleotide messenger RNA. RefSeq lists its product as hypothetical. The coding region runs from base 1 to 582 and encodes 193 amino acids. The record is from RefSeq and is a predicted model, not a curated record. The transcript is spliced from 6 exons. NCBI's taxonomy places the organism in Eukaryota, Fungi, Mucoromycota, Mucoromycetes, Mucorales, Phycomycetaceae.